UGUAAUGAAGUAACGACGAAAUGUGGUCACAACAAAAAUUUGGAAAACCUAAUUCGCCCAUAACUUCACGAAUAAUAUUUCUGCAAUAAAGCGAAGUUUAAUGAAGAAACUGGUCCCACAAUGACAACACUCUUUCCCAACAGAAACAAAGUCGGCGGUGAGAUUGGCAGGUCCAGUGGGCGGGGCUUGGGGAAAUGUUGGGACGGUUAGAAAGUCUGUUUGAUAAAGAGUGGGACUCAAACAGCUGAUGGAGUUAUUAGCUUGCUCAGGAAACUAAUGUUUUGCUCUUGGGUUAUAUAUGAAGAGUGCUGCUGAUAUCUCAUAUACCAUUAAAAAGGGUGAUAUGACUGCCUCUCAGGGACCCCAGGACUGGAGCUCCCAACAGACCAAUCUCUCCGGGCUGGUCUGGCAGACUCCUGCUCUCUCAGAGAAGUUUCAGAGCCGCUUCGGCCGACGGGCAGACAGCGCUGACCCUGGACUCAGCUCCGCCCACUCCGACAGCACCGAGGGUAACAAUGAUUUUUGCUGUGCCAGUGGCAGCCCCUCCUUCCAGCCAAUCCGCAGCCAGAUCUGCAUCCCCACCGCCCAUGUGAUGCCCUCCACUUCAGGCCCCGCCCCUGGCCGCCCCCCCCCGCGGCCCACAGAUGAGCCCCCGCCCCCGGCCCUGCCCAAAUCGGCCUCCUCCCCCUGUCUGGAGGCUGAGGGGCGCGGCGACUGCCUGAGCCGCUACCGCUGCCUGGUGAACGGCCUGGACCACUCCCUGCUGCCCCCUGCUGACGGGCUGGGGUUCCACACCCCUGCUGUGGAGCCCACGCUCAACCAGUCCGGCCUGCUGCGCUCCUUCUGUCCCGAGCCCCGCGCCCCGCUGCAGCUCGGCCUGUCCGUCACAGAGCCCGGGCCCGCCUACAAGCCCCUCCCCGAGGCCGACUCGUUUGGCCAUCGGCUAGCCCCGCCCCCUCACGCACAGGCCCCGCCCCCUCACGCCCCGGCCACGCCCCCUCCCUCCUGGCAGGGCGGCUCUGGGAUGGACCCCCGCUGGCAGCAGCUGGAGAAGCUCCGUCUGCAGGUGGAACAGAUGCAGCUGCUGUCUGCAGGCUCUGGGCAGUACUCUUCUCUGUACCCGCCCACUCUUCCCCCAGAGGCCGGAGCCUGGGACGCUGUGGUGAAGGCCAGUGGGGGCCUGCUGAAGGAGAAGGAGCUCGUGAUUGACAGGCAGAAGCAGCAGAUGGCGCAGCUGGAGCAGCGGUUGCGGGAGAGUGAGCUGCAGGUGCACGGGGCCCUGCUUGGGCGCGGGGCCCCCCCCUACCCCGACGUCUGUCUGCUCCGACUGCAGGAGGCUCAGCGAGAGAACGCGUUCCUGCGGGCGCAGUUUGCGGAACGCUCAGACGCGCUGGUGCAGGAGAAGGCGGAGUCACAGCGGAAACUGGCGGCCGAGGAGGCGGAGUCACACAGGCUGAGUGACGCACUGAGGGAGGCGGGGCUGAAGCACAGCGAGGAGCUGAAGAAGCAGGAGGAGCGGAUCCGCAGCAGGGAUAAGCACAUCAGCAGUCUGAAGAAGAAGUGUCAGAAGGAGAGCGAGGAGAGCCGGGAGAGGCAGCAGCGAAUCGAGACACUGGAGCGUUACCUAGGCGACCUGCCCACCCUGGAGCACUACCAAUCACAGAGCAAGCAGCUGGAGCAGGCCCAGGGGCAGGUCUCCCGGCUGCAGGCCCAGGUGGAGGAGCUGGAUUCUGGGCUGGAGGAGGCCCGGGCUGCUGCCCUGGAGAGAGACACUGAGCUGGAGCAGCUCCGCCUGAGAGAGAGAGACCUGCUCAGCACCGUCACCAGCCUGCAGCAGUGUGUACAGGAGAGUCUGGACGAUGGGGCCCGGCUGCCUGGGCUGGAUGUGCAGACCCUGCAGGGAGAGAACAGCAGCCUGAGGGACGAGCUGCACAAACACAAGAAGUUGAUUGAGAAGCAGCAGAAAAUGAUGGAUCAGAUGAGAACACAGAUUGGGGUGCUCCAUGCUCAGGCUCUGCAGGACGAGGGCGGAGCCCAGGCACUGAGGGAGGAGCUCUGUGGGAAGGAGGCGGAGCUUCUGCAGAUGCACCGUGCAGUGAAGGAGCUGUCUGCGCAGAACCAGGAGCUGAUGGAGGGGAAGUUGACUCUGCAGGAGCGUCUGGGCGUGGGGGGGUCAGACCCUGGGGCGCCCCCCUCCCCAGCCGUUGCCCAGCUGACUCAGCGUCUCCAUGGCGACCUGUCUGCCUGUCUGGGGGACCUGCGCUCCCUCUGCAACGUGCUGACCCAGAGAGCACAGGGUCACGACCCCAACCUGUCCCUACUGCUGGGGAUCACCUCACCGCCUACCGGAGCAGAGCCACGUGAUGAUUGGCUGCAGGUUGAGACUCUGGACAGGAAGUUGUCAGAGGUGCAGCAGUUGCGGCAGGAUGUGGAGGAUCUCCGCACGAGCAUCUCGGACCGCUACGCUCAGGACAUGGGGGACAACUGCACCACCCAGUGACCCAGCUGACGCAUUCUGUCCAAUCAGCCCCAUCCAUUGCUCAUGGGCGCAGAGUCACUGAGUCUCAACACUAAGUAUUUAUUCAGAGUGCAGCCUCAGUGAGCCACUCUCUUUACAUCUGCCUGAAUAACCAGCCCUGCCCUGUUCUACCAUAACCCUGGCAUGAACACGCCCGGGGCGGGAGGGAUUAGAGCGAGCCUAACCUAGCGUUGUAAGUUUGGACCCUAGUCAACAUUAAUAACCGCUUUCCUCCGCAGUAUUUCAGUGUGAGGAGCUACAGUAUUCGGGUGAAGAAAACAAACUGCUUAAAUCCGCCAUGAACACCAGCCUGAGCUGCGGAGUCUUCAUCCGCUGUUACAGGGUUUAAACGCCGUGGCUCGUUUCUGCGCUGCUGCCGACGGAGCCUUUUCAGACCGUAACAACGUCCAAGUGCCUAAGAACAGCAAUGCGCUGAGGUUUCUUAUGCAAGACUGCUGUAGGCAAACAAACCAGCCUUCUACCAGAACGUAUUUUGUUAAAAAUGAAGAUGUUUAUAUUUAGAAAUUGUAUUAUUCUUGACCCAUGAUUAAUUUGUAUUUUUUAGAAAUAAAGUUUGUUUUCAGUAA
Messenger RNA from Conger conger (European conger), 3105 nucleotides. RefSeq names its product centrosomal protein 85 (gene cep85). Gene Ontology annotation, cellular component: centrosome. Bases 299 to 2500 code for a protein of 733 amino acids. NCBI's taxonomy places the organism in Eukaryota, Metazoa, Chordata, Actinopteri, Anguilliformes, Congridae. The transcript has 14 exons. The record is from RefSeq and is a predicted model, not a curated record.